Molecule: messenger RNA, 2306 nt
Organism: Perca fluviatilis (European perch)
Lineage: Eukaryota; Metazoa; Chordata; Actinopteri; Perciformes; Percidae
Gene: cox10
Product: protoheme IX farnesyltransferase, mitochondrial
Exons: 7
Coding region: 107-1537 (476 amino acids)
Biological process (GO): heme biosynthetic process
Cellular component (GO): mitochondrion; mitochondrial membrane
Molecular function (GO): protoheme IX farnesyltransferase activity
Source: RefSeq, a predicted model, not a curated record
GACGGUUUGUGUCCCGGAAGUGUUUCUCUUUACCCAACGAGGUCAUAAUGGCGGCUCGCUGCAUGUGAAGGGGUCGAAACGGGAGCCGGCUUUAUGAGACGGGAACAUGUAUAAAACGCCAUGUAGCAGACUGGCAGGUUUGGUUGGUGUAAACGUGAAACAGAGCUUAGUUCAAAAUGUUCCGCACUGUAACCAGACUGCUCGCAGCCUUAUUCAGCUGCACAGGAGAGAUACAUCUAACUGGCUGACGUACCAGCACCUUAACUUCCUGAAACGCCAGUAUGUAGCAAAGAACAACAGUGAGCUUCACCAACGUGCUAUCGCGAAACCGGCUCCUGCCCGGACCAUUGUGGACGAGAGAGACGACAGCAUUGAAAGACAGGUGCAGAGAAUCCCAACUAUUGAUCCUGUGGUCACAGAUACUGUUUCACAGCCAGAGGAUGUCACGAGUGAAGCACAGCCUGGAAUAUCAACCUUGAAGCCCAAUACAGAAGACGUGGCAGUACAGAAAGAUGCUAUGUCCCGUACGCUUGUGACCUCGGUCGAGACUCCCCAUGUCCAUGUGGAGACAGAUGAGGCAAGGGAGGCACGUCUAGACAGACAAUGGAAGGAGAUGAAGGUCGAUGUGGCUGACUUGCCAGAUAUUUACGCCAAGCUUGCCAAAAUCAAACUCACAGCACUGGUGGUUACAAGUGCAGCAGCCGGCUAUGCGAUGGCUCCGGUGCCCUUUGACCCCCUCAUCUUCUUCGUGUCUUCUCUGGGAACAGGCCUCGCCUCUUGCACUGCCAAUUCAAUCAACCAGUACUUUGAAGUGCCCUUCGACUCCAACAUGAACCGUACAAAGAACCGUCCGCUCGUCAGAGGACAAAUCAGUCCCCUCCAUGCGGUGUCCUUUGCUCUGGCCUGUGGAAUUCCCGGAGUCGCUCUGCUCACACUGGCAGUAAACCCCUUGACGGGCUUCCUGGGUGCCCUCAACAUCUUUCUCUACACCUGUUGCUACACACCGCUCAAGAGGCUCAGCAUCACCAACACCUGGGUGGGAGCAGUGGUGGGUGCAAUACCUCCUGUCAUGGGCUGGACGGCUGCUACAGGUUGUCUGGAGCCAGGUGCUUUGUUGAUGGGUGGUUUCCUGUACAGCUGGCAGUUCCCCCACUUCAACGCCCUCAGCUGGAACUUGAGGGAAGACUACUCCCGUGGCGGCUACCGCAUGAUGUCCGUCACCCACCCUGGCAUGUGCAAGCGGGUGGCCCUGCGCCACAGCGUGGGCCUGAUCGGCCUGUCGACCUUAGCGCCCGUGCUGGACGUCACCACCUGGACCUUCCCUGUCAUCUCCUUACCCAUCAACGUGUACAUCAGCUACCUGGCCUUCCGCUUCUACCGCAAGGGAGACCGCAGCAGCGCCCGCAAGCUGUUCUUCUGCAGCCUGUGGCACCUGCCCAUGCUGCUGCUGCUGGCGCUCACCUGCAAGAAGCCUCGCAGAGACGCCGAGGAUCCAGCUCUACCUCCAGCUUCUUUACCCCUCACGCUGCAGAGCUAACUAGUCUCAUAGAGGCUUAAACACUUCGAAGACCUCCGAGUCCUUCAUUUUAACUGAGAUACUCCCUCAGUGUCUCCCUUAACCACUCGCUGUGCUCGGAGGGGUCUGGAUGACGGACUCGUUAUUGUAUCGGUGUUUAAUUGAAGCCAGUGGCGCUCACUGUAGUUCAAGGAAAUGAGCUGGAAAUGAUUUGGAUCCAAAUAACUGAUCUACAGAAAACACACUGAAUCAUUUACAUGAGGUUGUAAUCAAUGCAAUGUGUGUCUGUCUGUGUGUGUGUACUGUAUAUAUUUAUUUAUAUAGGAGCCCACCAGUUCCUCUCCAUGUUGUACAUGACUGUGAUUAAAUAGCUUGUACAGUGUAACUUGCUCCUAUGGAUCUGCACAGGGAUCGCUGUCUGCAGAUUAUUGCAUUGUACAAAUGCAAGUACAUAUAUAACGGACAUGAAGACAUCAUGUAAUCACAACAUUCAUGUUUGAUUUUCAGUCAAUGUAUGAAAAUAGGACAAAUAUAAACUCUGAAGCAGCUACGACACUGGACUUGAUAUCUGUUCGUUGUGUUUUGACUGUCCCCUGAUCCCCCGGUACCUGACGGUUAGUAAAUCAUUGUAUUUUGCUACACAGCAAACGCACUGGUGGCUCUUUAUUCAUUUUCAUAAUGCUUUAAUUCAACACGGUUCACCUGUACCAAAACUAAGGGAAUAGCUGAUCCCUGAACGCAACACAAGGGCAAAUGUUCUCCAACAAUAAACAUCCUGAUUGUAAUUCUG